This is a messenger RNA of Kogia breviceps (pygmy sperm whale), 1527 nucleotides long. The record is from RefSeq and is a predicted model, not a curated record. Lineage: Eukaryota; Metazoa; Chordata; Mammalia; Artiodactyla; Physeteridae.
AUGAAUGAGUGGACUAAGAAAGGACCCACCAGAAGCUGGUUUCUAACAAUUCCUUAUGGGAUAAAGUAUGACAGGACAUGGUUAAUGAACUCAAUCCAGAGCCAUUGCAGUGUCCCCUUCACUCCAGUGGACUUCCACCUCGUGAAAAAUGCGGCUCCGUUCUUUGUCCAGGAAGCUAGCACUGCGUGUGCACUGAUAGAUGUCAUCUACAAGAUUUGUGAUGAGGAAAGCCAAAAGGUGUGUAUACCUGUCUUUGUCAGCCCCUCCGCUGUUCCCUACUCUGUGCGGGAUAAGUUGAAGCCAGAAGAAAUGGAGCAGCUAAAGCUGAUCAUGAGCAAACAAUUUGAUGUCUCACAGCAAGCCCUUGACCUCCAGAUGCUCCACGUUGACCGAGCCUUGGUGAUCUAUGAUAUUGAUAUAAUUCUGAGUCGAAGAAGCUGCAUGGCCGCCACCCUGCAGAUCACUGAAAAGAAUUACCCUGAGCUGUUGUCCUUGAACUUGAGCAGCAACAAACUAUACCAGCUAGAUGGCAUGUCUGACAUUAUACAGAUGCCUCCUAUGGUCAAGAUCCUGAACCUCUCCAAAAAUGAGCUGAAAUCUGUGUGGGAGUUGAGAAAGAUACAAGGGCUGAAGCUUGAAGAGUUGCGGCUGCAAGGGAACCCACUGAGUGGCACCUUCCCAGAGCAGUCCACCUAUGUAAGAGCCAUCAGAGAAUGUUUCCUGAAGUUAUGCUUGGAUCACCAGGAGUUACCCUCACCAAUGAUAAUGGACGUUGACACUCUUUACAAAAUAAAGCCCUGCAAGGAAAGCUAUAAAGGAUCUGAGACCCUGAAUAAUCUAGUCCUGCAAUUCCUUCAGCAGUAUUACUUGACCCAUGACUGUGGCGAUUGACAGCAUCUCCUUGGUACUUAUCAUGAGGAGGCUUGCUUCUUCCUGACCAUUCCCUUCCACUCCGAGGGUGCAACCAUAAGCAGCUUGUGCAAGUACUUCAAGGACAGCAGGAAUAUAAAGAAGGUCAAGGACCCCCACCUGAGUGUCCAGCUGCUGAAGCACACAAAAUGUGUCAUUUUGCACACCCUCUGUGUGUUGCCCGAGACUCACCAUGACUUCAGCUCCUUCAUGGUGGACACGUGGUUCCAGACAGAGAUGAUGCUCUGCUUCUCUGUCAACGGGGUGUACAAGGAAGGAAGUCCUCAGGGCUGUGUGCAUGCCUUCACUCUGGCCUUCAUUGGUGCCCCUGCCAGCUAUGGCAGUCUAUGCAUUGUGGAUGACGACCUGUUUGUGAGGGAGGCCAGCCACAGUGAGACUCAGAGUGUGUUCUCCAUCCCAAUGCCUACACCCUCCUCCCUCUCCCAGGAGCAGCAGGAUAUGGUGCAGGCUUUCUCCACCCUGUCUGGGAUGAAACUCGAGUGGUUUCAGAAGUGCCUUCAUGACAACGAAUGGAACUACAGCAGAGCUGGUCAGGUCUUCAGUAUGCUGAAGACCGAGGGCAAGAUCCCAGAGGAGGCCUUCAAAGAAAUCCCCUAA